Parnassius apollo (apollo) is the source of this 414-nucleotide messenger RNA. Lineage: Eukaryota; Metazoa; Arthropoda; Insecta; Lepidoptera; Papilionidae. The record is from the annotation of a GenBank genome assembly.
AUGACUGACCGUCACGUCUUUAUGAGUCAAAAUAACUAUGCGAGAUUUGAAGAAGCCCUUGAAUCUAUAGUAGCUGAUGAAAAUGAUGAUGCGCAGUACGACGUAUUUUUAUUGCCACCAGAUCCAGCUAUUGUUAGUGAUGAAGAAGAAGGUAAUGAAGAUGACUUGUCUUCUACAACUUUCCCGAGAGACGUACCGGGUACAGUUGAGGUAGCCCCACUGCAUCCUGCUCAUGAUGUUUCGGACUGGGAUGACAGUGAUAACGAGUCAUUGUCCAUUCACUCACGACCUGCAAAGCGGGCUAGAAGGCGAGAUUCUAACGAGCCUGUAUGGAGAAAAACUUUACCCUUAUACAGCAUGACCAUGCUACUGGUAUCAUUCAGCGACGACAAGAAAUCCUCGUUGAAUCUUUGA